This is a messenger RNA of Danio rerio (zebrafish), 2280 nucleotides long. It is a transcript of the gene tbx21, whose product is annotated as T-box transcription factor 21. The record is from RefSeq and is marked validated. Gene Ontology annotation, molecular function: RNA polymerase II cis-regulatory region sequence-specific DNA binding; DNA binding; DNA-binding transcription factor activity. Gene Ontology annotation, biological process: regulation of DNA-templated transcription; anatomical structure morphogenesis; epithelium development. NCBI's taxonomy places the organism in Eukaryota, Metazoa, Chordata, Actinopteri, Cypriniformes, Danionidae. Gene Ontology annotation, cellular component: nucleus.
UAUGACACCUCUAGUGAGCUCGAACCGGUGCUGCAGAUGGGCGGCAUAGGCAGGAAUUUCUAUCUCAAUAUGUUGAAUGGAACAGACGCGCAAAGUUUCGCCAAAGACGCAGAAUUAAGCAGCCACCUGCACAGACACCGCGACUUAUCGGACUUCAAAAUGGGCAUCCAAGACACGAGGUUUUACUACCAGGACUCGAUUCCAAACGGCCAGGAAAGUCUGACGUUGCCGUUUCACGCUGAGCACCACCAAAGUGCCGGAGCACAGACGGGGAGGUUUUACGCACCGGCUCCGCUCGGCAGCUGUCACUUCACCAGCCGGAGCGGGACGGGACAUACUUACGUUCCAGCCGGAGCCGAUGCGUAUUCUUCGGCCAACGGGAAAGACGUGUACCCGAGCAGCGCAGACGGCUACACGGCGUCUUUUCAGCACGGGUUCCCGCGAGCACCCAUGUACUCUUUACCUGGUCUACAGGUGUCCGGGAAGACACAAGUGCUCCUCAACAACUACCCGCUGUGGGCAAAGUUUCACAAGUAUCAAACAGAGAUGAUUAUAACGAAACAAGGACGGAGGAUGUUUCCUUUCCUCAGCUUUAACAUCACCUCUCUGGAUCCCUCGGCUCAUUAUAACAUAUACGUGGAUGUGGUUCUGGCCGACCAGCAUCACUGGAGGUACCAGGGAGGAAAAUGGGUCCAAUGCGGCAAAGCGGAAGGCAACAUGCCAGGAAACCGAAUGUAUAUGCACCCAGACUCUCCCAACACUGGCACUCACUGGAUGAGACAGGAAGUUUCCUUUGGCAAACUGAAGCUUACAAAUAACAAAGGCAGCUCCAACAACGUAGCACAGAUGAUCGUGUUGCAGUCGCUCCAUAAAUACCAACCACGUCUUCACAUCGUGGAGGUGAAGGAGGAUGGAACAGAGGAUCCUUUCCUGACCUCUAAAACGCAGACGUUUGUCUUCCCUGAGACUCAAUUCAUUGCCGUCACGGCCUACCAGAAUGCAGACAUCACUCAGCUGAAAAUAGAUCAUAACCCUUUUGCUAAAGGUUUCCGGGACAAUUAUGACACGCUGUACGCACCUCCUGACCCGGACCGCCUCACACCUUCCCCAACCGAGAGCCAGCAGCUUCUUUCAGGCAGCUGUUACCCUCACCAACCAUACCUCUCUGAUCAAUACAUGAGCCCCCUUCCUCAAAGUCGCUUCUACAGCCGAGAGCCAGUCAGCAUGACCCAACCUUGCCCCAAAGACCCCACUUCAAGUCCUCACAGCCGCUGGUACCUGUCCAGCCAACAAGCGGUGCCACCAAACCGCCUUGACUUCAGCGCUUACGAGACCGAAUACACUUCCAACAGCCUCUACAAGCCCUUCCCACUUCAGUCAUCCCCUCAUCACCCUUUGAGCUACUACUCCGAGAAUCCCUUCACCUCCGGGGCGGUUUCCAGUGCAAAUCCAGGAGCAUGGACAGCCUCAGGACGGCCCUCGCCCCAAUACCUCAACCACCCACACCACAGCAAACCCACAUCCAGUCUCAGCUGGUUCCGAGCAGUCCCAUCCCCCGCUGCAUCUUCCUCUCCCACAGCCACAAACUCACGCUUUCACGCCUCGCCGUCGCUCCUAGAGCCACAACGUCAGCCACUUCUCCAGGACAAGUCCAAAGAGUCCACGGAGGACACCUGGAUUGAAGCGCCCUCGGUUAAAUCGGUGGACUCUGCCGACUCUGGUUUGUUUGAGGGAGGUGAGAGCAAGAAGAGGCGUGUGUCACCUUACACGUCCAGCACAGAAAAUUCCCCACCCAACCGCAGUGCUGAAACUUGCGAAAAGGACAAUUGCAGUGACGCGGGCUACUAUGGCUUCUACACCCACUGAGUCUGCGCUCCUGCUCGUCUUCCACCCACCGUCUGUCUACACGACCCGAGACCCAGGGAUCAAGCUCUCUGUGAUAGUAGCCACAGCGUCAGGCGGCCCCUCUCUGUGUUUUGUGUUCCCCGUGUUAGAUGUUUGGGGGUCAUGUGGAGGUGUUCUGAAGGUCACGGUCACACAAAAGAUGAAGACGAUGUGACUGCAAUGAGACACUGGCCUGGAGACACGCAGACAGACAGACCUGUGUGACUUUAGCAGAUGAAGACUUCACAGCACACCUGCUGACACUCCCCCAAAGGAACUGUCUCUGUCCUCCUCAUCAGCCACAGACAUAAAAAAAAAACACCCACCCGCCACUAACAUGCUCCAACAAACAAUCACCUGUAUUUGCCACAUUCUUAGUGCUCCUUAAAAAAAAAA